AAUCCGUCGUUUCCCUGAGUUCUCCUCUUCAUUCUUGACAUUCCGAUCGAGAUCCUUUCGAACAUCUCUCUAUUUAUCAAAUAUCGAUCAAUAAUGAGAUAAGUCAUUCGUCAAACCGCCGCGAUCGAGUUACCGGUUGAUGUCCUCAUCCUGUGAUUUUGUGAAAAGUGAUACAAAUCGAGGAAAAUAUCUUUCUUCCAAAUUUUAUUCAAGAUCGGUGUGCUCAAUAGUUUGAGUGAAACUAAAGUGGAUUUGGUUCGCACAUUGUGUUAUUCCUUAUUUGGUUUUGCUUAUAUUCAUUUGUUAAAUGAAAUAGUGAGGUGUCUUGUGAACUGAAUAUUGAAUAUUUGGAGGACAUUACCCGGAUAUGUCAACGAAUACAAACCGGAAAUUAUAGAACGUGUCAUCGAAAAUGGCGCGGAUGAGGAUUCGGUGGAUUUUACUAUGCUUGACACUCUUAUUGAGAGAUGCCACUGCAAAAGCCGGACUAUGCGAAGUGGAAACAGGACAGUCAAAUAUUAUCCUCGACAUCGAAGAAAGUAAAGGCAGCGCCAUCGAUCAGGCGACGGUGCCGGAAGAGCUUCCCGUCUCCGGAGACCCAAGGACAGAGAUAGUCUUGGAGCUGAUAUUCACUGGACGGAAGCCACUUUUUGUUCUCAAGGGUAAAAAGCUCCAGCUUCUUGAGCCACUUGACAGGGAUGCUGAGAAUUUGUCACAUAUCGUUUUUCAGUUAACGUGUACAGUUAAGUCUACAAAUAAGAAGAGGACUAUUCCGGUUAUCGUACGGCUGUCCGACGUCAAUGACAAUGCCCCACAAUUCAUCAACACACCAUAUGAAACGACAGUGCCAGAGCUAACACCCGUUGGUUCGACAAUUUUCAAAAAAGUACAUGCCGUGGAUGCAGAUGCUGGAGUCAAUGCUCUUAUAGAGUACUCCAUAGCACCUGGGGAUGGCACCGGGAUUGGCAACAGCGAUGGGGUCGGACGAGAUAGGGUUACGACCGCCGAUGGAUAUGGUUUCUUCUCCAUUAAUCUACCCCAUCAAGGUCAAGUCACUGUAAAUCGCACCUUGGACUACGAAAGAACUCAACGCUAUCUAGUCACCAUCCUCGCCUCGGAUCGAGCAAGAAAUGUUUCGGAGAGAUUCACAUCAACAACGACAUUGGUCGUUAACAUUAAAGACGACGACGAUCAAGAUCCAUCUUUUAUCUACAAAGGUUGCAUGCUUCACAAUGCUGCCUGCAUUAAUCCUGAAUACUCUGCAUCCGUGUCUAGCGGAGUGCUGUCUGGAAUACUCAAUAUCUUCCCAGAGAAGAUUCAGGCUGUCGACAUGGACAGUAUAAAUGCUCUGGUACAUUAUUCCUUCCUUAGUGGCAGUCCACCAAAUUACAGAGAUUUCUUCGAGAUUAAUCGCCACUCUGGAGCUGUAAGGCAGAUUAAGGCUGUCGACACCUCAGUCACCAAGAAAUUUGAUAUUAUCAUUAAGGCUGUUGAAGAUUCGGAAGCGGGACGUUCAGCAACAGCCAAGUUGACAAUUACUGUGAAGCCAGUGGAUAGUAAUCCACCAACAAUAACAGCAUCAGCAAUUGAAGGUUUCGUCGACGAGAAUGCACCAAUCGGUACGAAAGUCGUCGAUGAAGGAGGAAAUCCUAUACGACUGACAGUCUCAGAUGCAGAUCUGAGCCCUGAAGACCCAAAGCCUUUGUACGUGUUUGAGUUAACAACGACAUUUUUUACAAUCGACCAAUCCGGAAUUCUCGUCGUGAAUGAAGAAAAUCUGGACAGGGAUCCCCCGAGUCCAGGACGCUUCCGUUUUCAGGUCGUGGCUCGUGAAAAAUCAGGAGUUGCUGCAUCCGCUCCUCUUUCUUUUGUAGUGACAUUGAAUGACGUUAAUGACAAUGCACCUCAACUUCCGAUGAUUCCUCCCAUCACUGUUCAGGCGGGCGAGACCAGAAACACAGAAGUCGUUAAGGUGGAGGCAACUGAUAACGACGAGGGUGAAAAUGCCGAGAUAACGUACAGCAUCUAUCAUGUCUCGAACAAUGGUCUGCAGAAAUUCAAAAUCGAUUCGAAGACAGGAGUCAUUGAGACCAUCAGGAAACUAAAUGCCGGUGAACAAUAUAGUAUAACGGUGCAGGCGACCGAUAAUGGAGGAAAACAUUCGCAGACGAUUGUGGAAGUCAACGUCUUACCUGGGCCCAAUACCAAGGGUCCCGUUUUCCAGCAACAGGUGUAUGAGGUACAAGUGAGCGAAGGCGCGUCUAUUAACUCAACCGUUGCAAGUAUUCUUGCCGUGGAUCCGGAAAACGAUCCAGUUUCAUAUUCUAUCGUCUCCGGCAAUGACCUGAGGCAGUUUUCCAUUGGUGAUAAAUCGGGUGUUAUCACCGUUAUAAGGAAGCUGGACCGGGAAGACCUGACUCGAUAUCAGCUGCUCAUAAAAGCAGAGGAUUCUGGUGGAUUAUCGAGCACAGCAACUGUAAACAUCAGAGUGACGGAUAUCAACGAUGAAAACCCAAAGUUUGAAGGUCUUCCAUACGAAUUUACUGUAAAAGAAGGUGAAGCUCGUAAAUUGAUAGGACGAGUUCAUGCUGAAGAUGCUGAUGAAGGAAUCAACGCUCUUGUGACAUAUUUUGCUCCUGAUGAUGUUCCUUUCACAGUGGAUCCUGAAACUGGAGAUGUGCUUACGAAAAUUGCUCUCGAUUAUGAACAAAAUCACGAAUACAAAUUUGUGGUUACUGCUAGAGACGGAGCCCCAGAUCACCGAUUAGCGACGGCCACAGUUAAUGUGAAAGUUCAGGAUGUGGAGGAUGAAGUGCCAGUUUUUCACCAAAGCAGUUAUGAAUCUCGAGUCAAAGAAAAUGUCCCUGAUUACACUGUCGUUCAAGUCACAGCUGACGAUCCUGACACGACCAAACGAAUAACCUACGAAUUGAGACAAGGAGACACCGAACUUUUUGAAAUUGACCAAAAAACUGGAGUGGUUAAAACGAUUCGUGGUCUCGACUACGAGAAAGAGAAGCAGCAUGUUCUUAUCAUAGGAACUUUGGAAAACACCAGCAAUUUGCCUGGCUCGACUACUCGAGUUGUUGUCAAUGUUGAGGAUGUCAAUGAUAUACCCCCAGUCUUCACUUCGGUGCCUCGGCCAGUCACGCUUGACGACGAUGUUCCCAUAGGAACAACCGUAAUAAAUCUGAUUGCAGCAGAUUCCGAUGGUACUGCCCCUGGGAAUCAGGUGCGCUACGAAAUUACUGGUAGAGGCAUCGCCAGUAAGUAUUUCAUCAUCGAUCCGGACACCGGAGUUCUCAGAGUGCGAGAUGAUCUGCGCAAGGAAACUGACACCGAAUAUCAGGUGGAUAUUAGAGCCUUUGAUCUAGGUGACCCACAGCUGUCAUCAGUGUCGUCAGUUCAGAUUUAUGUUCGACACGUAGCCACAGUGGCCCCGGAAAUUGGCUUAGGAUUUGCUGAAGAUUCCUACAAUGUAGACGUCUCUGAGGAUGCUGCCGAUAACACUCUUAUCAAAACACUCACUGUCAUCAACUCACAUUCUCAUGACACCUCUCCGCUAAAGUGUGAAAUCUACAGUGGAAAUGAGGAAAUGCUCUUUGAGACAAACGUCACUCAGGAGAGGAAUUGUGCUCUGAGAUUGAAGAAGGGUGCACUCGACUACGAAGCUUCAGAAUCCUAUCAGAUCAAGAUCAGACUCAUAUCCCUCUCUGGUCUUCUCAGAUCUGACAGAAACACCACCAUGGUAAAAAUCCAAGUUCUCGAUGUGAACGACAAUAGUCCAGAGUUUGAAUUCCCAGACACAAAUAUGACCUCGGGUCGCUAUUUUGCAGCAAUUCCGCGUUUAGCCAAAUUUUCCACAGCAGUGUUUCACGUGAAGGCUCACGAUAAAGAUAGUGGAAAAUAUGGUAAAUUAGAAUAUAAAAUUCUCGAAGGACGGGGUUCUGAUUUUUUUGCAGUAGAUCCUUCUUCCGGAAGUAUCACAACUACCGCUACUUUUGAAAGUGUGGAUUCAGAGGAACUACCCUUUAAAUUUAAUGUCCAAGUGAGAGACAAUCCAAAUUCAUCGAGUAAUUUUAAUAUCGCUGAAGCUACCGUGAUUGUGAAUCUUAUCGCGGAGGAAAAUUUAUUGGUUCUGUCGAUUGAGAAAGCUGCACAUGAAAAUUUGCACAAGGACGGCCCCAAAAUUGCUAAAUUAAUUGAGGAGAAGACGGGACUUUUGAUCGGCAUUGAUAGAAUUGUUGCCAGGGUGAUGAAGACUGAAAAUGGGACGAUUGAUAUUCCUGAAGAUUCUGAUAUUUGGUUUUAUGCAAUUGAUCCUGUGUCUGAAACUAUUCUCGACAGGAAUAGCAGCCGGCUUUACAGCUCAGUUUUAGAGAAGCACGCUAUGUCUAACAUUACUUAUGACGUGUCACCUUUGAUUCGGGCAACCGCUAUCGAAAUUCAUGCACCAGUAAUGCCUUCAGAACCGGUUCGUACACAAACUGCAGUGGCUUUCAGUGGCGAAGUUUUCCCCUACGCUCUCAUAAUUAUUGCCUGUGUAAUCCUCGUGCUUGGAAUCGCUGGAAUAAUUUACAUUUGCGUAUCUUGGUCUAGGUAUAAGGCGUACAAGGAUCGCAUGCAGCGCAUGUACGUUGUUCCAAGGUAUGACCCAGUUUAUGUAGAACCGAACUUGAAGGAGUACGAAACACAAGUUCUACAAAUGAGCGUACCCGUGGACGAUAAUGAUAGUUAUAACGAUUUACAGCUCGACUUUAGCAACAAAAAUCAUGCCUUUAGUCUCGAUAAUGUGAGCUACAUCACCAAAGAUCAUGGCGAAAGUACAGGUCAGCAAAGUCCUGUAAGCUCAGAAGCAGCGACAACAGCUCGAGCUUCAAGCAUCGUCGGAAACCACAACGAUUCAAAUAUGCAAUCCAUGCGUCGGUCCACCCUAGGGCGGAAAAAUGGGAAUGACAUCAAUACUUUAAACAGUCAUCACACCCCAAUUCUCAACCCCCUUUAUAACCAAUCUGGAGAUCUUUCAAGUCCCAGUCCUUCCAAUGACAAUGUCGUUUUCCGAGAAAGAAAAGACUAUUCACACCUUGGGUUCACUUACUUAGGUGAUCAAAGUCCCGUAGAAACAACUACGGAACUCUAAAAAAAAAGAAAAAAAAAGAAAAAAAAAAGAGAAAAAAAA
Molecule: messenger RNA, 5179 nt
Organism: Belonocnema kinseyi
Lineage: Eukaryota; Metazoa; Arthropoda; Insecta; Hymenoptera; Cynipidae
Gene: Cad99C
Product: cadherin-99C
Exons: 22
Coding region: 413-5140 (1575 amino acids)
Biological process (GO): homophilic cell-cell adhesion
Cellular component (GO): plasma membrane
Molecular function (GO): calcium ion binding
Source: RefSeq, a predicted model, not a curated record